Serendipita indica DSM 11827 is the source of this 2250-nucleotide messenger RNA. The record is from the annotation of a GenBank genome assembly. NCBI's taxonomy places the organism in Eukaryota, Fungi, Basidiomycota, Agaricomycetes, Sebacinales, Serendipitaceae.
AUGUCGGCAACGCAGCAUGUCGUUGGAAAGAAGCGAAAGCGAGAACACCAUGUCCCACGGGGAAAAACAAAACGCUACCAUGAGCAAAACAGGAAUAUUGCCGACCUUGAAAAGCAAGUGGCGGGCUUGCAAGUGUCGCAGACAGCAGAAAAGUUUGCCGAUAUGCCGCUGUCUGACGCUACCAAACGAGGUUUAAAGAAGGGUUAUUUUAUCAACAUGACCGACAUUCAGGCCAAAAGUCUUCCAUUCUCGCUUCAAGGCAAAGAUGUCCUUGGUGCCGCCCGAACUGGGAGUGGAAAAACGCUAGCAUUCUUGAUACCGAUUCUGGAGGUACUAUUGCGCAAGAAGUGGGGUCCUCAAGAUGGGCUAGGAGCCCUUAUUAUCUCGCCGACGAGGGAGCUGGCGAUGCAAAUCUUUGAUGUUUUACGAAAAAUAGGUGGAUAUCAUACAUUUUCCGCUGGUUUAGUCAUCGGCGGCAAAAACCUCAAAGACGAGAGCGAUCGUCUAGCCAAAAUGAACAUUCUAGUUGCGACUCCAGGCCGUCUCCUUCAGCACAUGGACCAAACCGUUGGAUUCGACUGUGAGAAUCUACAGCUACUCGUGCUGGAUGAAGCCGACCGCAUCUUGGACAUGGGAUUUGCAAAGGCACUCAACGCUAUCGUUGCGCAUUUGCCAAAGUCGAGGCAAACACUACUCUUUUCAGCCACUCAAACAGAGUCAGUCAGCGACCUUGCUCGACUGAGUCUGAAAGACCCUGUUCAUGUUGGGGUCAAAGAGGAGAACCACGACGCUGCGACACCAAAAGGACUCGAGCAAUACUACACCAUAUGCGAGCUCCCGAGGAAACUGGACGUUCUGUUUUCCUUCAUCAAGACCCAUCUCCAAAUUAAAGCACUCGUAUUCUUCUCCACAUGCAAGCAAGUUCGCUUCGCGUUCGAAACAUUUUGCAAACUCCAUCCUGGUGUCCCUCUCAUGCACCUACAUGGGAAACAGAAGCAAUCGAAACGCCUGGAAAUCUUUCAGAAAUUCACCACUGCCAAGCAUGCGUUCUUAUUCGCAACCGACAUUGCAGCUCGUGGGCUCGACUUUCCUGCGGUCGAUUGGGUCGUCCAACUGGAUGCACCAGAAGAUGCAGACACAUACAUUCAUCGCGUAGGGCGAACGGCGCGGUAUCAAAGUCAAGGAAAAGGCCUCCUUGUGCUUCUACCGAGUGAAGAAGAGGGUUUCACUGCAGCACUUCAAAAGAAAGGAAUAAGUCCACAAAAUAUCAAAGUCAAGUCGAGCCAGACAAUGGAAAUCAAAAACCAUUUACAAAGCUUUGCAUUCCAGGAUCCUGAUAUCAAGUAUCUAGGUCAGAGGGCAUUCAUCUCGUAUCUGAGAUCCAUAUACCUACAAAAGGAUAAAGCGACUUUCAAGCUCGAAGGACUACCACUAGAAGAGUUUGCAGAGGCUCUGGGCUUACCUGGAGCCCCGAGGGUCAAGUUUCUCAGCCGCGACUUGGCUAAGCAGCGGAAGAAUGCUUCUCGCCAGGUUGAAACUGCGAUGGCAGAAGAGGAUUCAGAGUCAGCAUCCUCUGGCUCCGAACAGGCUACAGAACGACCGACUGUUCGCACAAAAUAUGACCGCAUGUUCGAGCGCAAGAACCAGAAACAAGAGCUUUAUCGCAAGGUGGCAGAGCAAUCGAUCCAAGAGUUCAAAGCAAACCCAGCAGACUCGGAGGAUGAAUUCAUGACCGUCAAACGAGUCGACCACGAUCUUCCUUCUGAGAUCGCUACCGAGCCUGAUAAGCCAGAGUUUAUCUCGAAACGCAAGCUGAAGAUUGGAAAGUCGAAAAAGGCCAUGGCCAAGUAUGGCUCGCUCGGCGAGAAGCUCAUCUUUGAUGAGGCUGGCGAAGCACACCAUGUGUAUGAGAUGAAGGACGCGGAGGAGCUCAAGCGUCAAGGUGUCGAUGUUAUGGAACUCGCACAACAGUUUGCAGAGCAGCAACGGACUGAGUUGAAAGAGAAGGCGCGAGAACGAGAAGAGACCGACGGAGGGCAUCGAACGGCUCCAAUUCUUCAACUGGAGGAUCACGAAGACGACGGCUAUGUGUCUCCUGAAUUUGACUUGCCAAGCUCGUCAGAGGAAGAGACGACUCAUCGCAAGGCCAAACGACGAAAGGUCAACGGCGAUUCUAAUAGUGUUGAAUUCGGCUCCAUUGCAGAACAGGAGGAGCAAGCACUCGCCCUGCUUCGACGAUCUCGCGGGUAA